Messenger RNA from Colletes gigas, 498 nucleotides. RefSeq lists its product as uncharacterized. Bases 1 to 498 code for a protein of 165 amino acids. The record is from RefSeq and is a predicted model, not a curated record. The transcript has 2 exons. NCBI's taxonomy places the organism in Eukaryota, Metazoa, Arthropoda, Insecta, Hymenoptera, Colletidae.
AUGAUUAAAAAUAAAUGCAUCUGUCCGCGAUGCCUUCAUCCUGUCUGUCCGAAUCCCGGCGCGGAACCGCCGCACGACGAGGUGACGCACGAAAUCGCGGACACCAUCUUGUCCGUGAAAAUACCAAAGAACACGAGACAGUUUCGGUCGGACGACGCGAAACGGUUGGAGCAAAAGCUGAGCUUCGACUUUAAUUGCGCGGACGCGGAAGGGGAGAAAUGUAAACCGGGCUGCACGAAGGUCCACGUGAUACCGGACCAGCAACCGCCGCAGAAGAAACCGGACGAGGAAACGUUCUCGCUGAAAGCCAUCAGGCAAUUUUUGCCUAACGACAACCUGAGGAACACGCUCGAGAUUGAAUUUAAGGCGCCCCGAAAUUACAUUCCUCUGCCUGAACCCGGUCCACCUCCGCCCAUAAUUGUACCGAAGCAGAAACUCGGGUCGAGGAGGGCCAACGUCAAGUGUAAAACGAAGAGGAUUCGUUCUGGUAGAACGUAA